Molecule: messenger RNA, 1083 nt
Organism: Salvia hispanica
Lineage: Eukaryota; Viridiplantae; Streptophyta; Magnoliopsida; Lamiales; Lamiaceae
Cellular component (GO): plastid
Source: RefSeq, a predicted model, not a curated record
UUCUAGAAAUUACUCAAAAUCCUAGCAAUAUCCUAACCCAGCAGCAAAUGGACGGCGGCGAGCUCCCCAAUCCCGACGACUACUCCGCCGCCGCAACCCUAAUCCCCUUCCCCCGCCCUCUCCCUCUCCUGCGAGGUCCAAUCAAAGCCGGUCCUCUCGACGAUCCCUCCUCUGGUCCAUACCACCUCGCCUUCAAAUCCGCCCGCGCCUGGGCCGCCGCGUAUCGGAGCUGCCGCGCCCAAAUCACCGCGCAAUGCGAAUCGGGUGCGCGGAUCGGCUGCUCCAUCUCCGCCUCUAGCAAAUGCAAACCCCCGUGGUGGAGAGUAAUUCUAGGCGUAUACUCGAAACAGGAUUUCAAGGAGAGGGAGAAGUGUGAGGAGAUUGAGAUGGAGGCGUGUUUCGCCGCUGCCAAGGAGAGAUGCGGCGGCUUCGCGAAGCAGAAGUGUGAGCCGGCGUUCAGGAAUGCGAGGAUUGUGGCGACUGGAUUUGAUUCGAGCGUGGUGGAUCGGAAGGGAGUUUCUCGGUUGAUUUCAGUGGUUUGUUUUGCGGAGGAAAAGAGUUAUGGGAUUGGAUUUUGGGGUGAAUUUGGGCAGAAAUGUGAGGUUACUAAUAUUAGAGGGGGGGAUUUGUUGGGUUCCAAUUGUGUGGAUGUAGAUGAGUAUUUGGGAAAGAAUUUAGUGUGAGAUUUUCAUCCUUUCUUCAACAAAAUGGAGAUGAGAUUCUGCUGAAGAGGAGAUUUUCAGCUACUGUACUUAGGAUACAGUUGUAGCUACGUGAUACUUGAUACUAAGUUUGAUGGUUCACUUCAAAGUUUCUCCACAUAUAAACUUCUGUAUCUUUUGGAAUUCUUCCUGAUCUACAAAGAUGAUCAUUGCUAUAGAGAGAACAGGAGAUUCCUGUGAUUUAGAGCUCUCGUAGCGAAGGUCUAUAUCUUCUUCAAUAUUCUUGCUUUUGGUAUCACUAACUUGUAAAUUAGAAUCUCUGAAAUGUUGUAGAUAACAUAUUAACAUAAUUUCCAGUAGUAAAUGUCUUGUAAAUCAGAGUAAUGUAAAUAUGGAAAUUGUUAAAAAAGUUCUUCGGCUA